UUUAAAUGCUUUUCUCUCCCAUUUAGAGAUUGUUUUGAUUUAGUUUGUGGUUUUUAAUUCUAAUUAAAUUUAAUUGUUUUGGUAAAUUGUUUAAUUUAUUUUCACAAUGGGUCGUAAGGCAAAAGUAGGGAAGCAGAGGAAGGAUAGAUUUUAUCAAUUAGCCAAAGAAACUGGUUAUCGUUCUCGAGCUGCUUUCAAGUUAAUACAAUUGAAUAGGAAGUUUGAAUUUCUUCAACGUUCACGUGUAUUAAUUGAUCUUUGUUCAGCUCCUGGAGGUUGGCUUCAAGUGGCUCAAAAGUUUAUGCCAGUUUCCAGUGUAAUUGUUGGAAUUGAUUUGGUUCCUAUUAAACCUAUUCCCAAUGUUAUGACAUUCACUUGUGAUAUUACUACACCGACAUGUCGAUCUUUAUUGAAUAAAGAAUUGAAAACCUGGAAAGCUGAUGUAAUUCUUAACGAUGGUGCUCCUAAUGUUGGUAAAAGUUGGACUCACGAUGCUUUUGCUCAAAUUAGAUUAACAUUAAGUGCCAUUCAAUUAGCAAGUGAAUUUCUAAUGAAAGGUGGUUGGUUUAUCACCAAAGUCUUCCGUUCCAGAGAUUAUAAUGCUCUUAUUUGGCUUUUGGGUAAAUUAUUCAAAAAGGUUCACGCUACCAAACCUCAAGCCUCUCGUCAUGAAUCAGCUGAGAUUUUCGUUGUUUGUGAAAAAUAUUUGGCUCCUGAUAAAAUUGAUCCAAAAUUUUUCGAUCCAACAUAUUUAUUUGAAGAUGUCGCUCUUCCCAAUGAGGAGAGGAAAAAGAAAGCUGAAUUAUUAAAGCCCAUUACUAAGGCUAAAAAGGCUAAAGCCGAGGGAUACGCCGAUGGGGAUUACACUUUAUACCAUAAAUUGGAUGCAUCUGAAUUCUGUAUAAGAACCAAUCAUAUUGAACUUAUGGCCGAUUCGAACGAAAUUGUUCUUGACACCGAAGCAAUUAAAAAUCAUCCAUUGACGACUGACGAUAUUAAGGAAUAUUGUAAAGAUCUAAAAGUACUUGGCCGAAAAGAAAUUCUACAAUUAAUUUCAUGGAGAAGGAAAUUGAGAGCCGAACUUUAUCCCAGAGAGAAAGAGGCUGAAGAAAAAGAGCUUUCUAUCGCUGAGAUACCAGCGGAAGAAGAGGAGGAGGAGGAAGAAGAAGAAGAUUUAGAAUUGUCUGAAUUGAAAAGGAAAAAGAAAAAGAUUCUUAAGGAAAGGAAGAAACUAAAUGAAAGGAUGAGUCUUGGAAUCGUUACAAAUGAUAAUGAACUACGUGAAGAAGAUGAUAUGGAAUUGUUCACCUUACGAAAGAUCAAGAAUCGAUCUGAAUUAGAUAGAUUUCAAGAAGCAUUUAUUGAUGAGCUCGAUGAUCAAUUACCAAAUAAACUGGAACCAGAUGAUGAUGAUGAUAUUGAAAGUAGACCCAAAAAGGUUUAUUUUGAUCGUCACGCUAAAGAUGAUUAUGAUUUUGAGGAUAAUCAUCGAAAUCCGAAUGAAGUUGAUAGUGAAGAAGAAGAAGAUGAAAAAGAUAAAAUAAAUUCAGAUGAUGAAAAUGGUGAACAAGAUAAAGAUGAGAAUAUGGAAGAAGAUGAACAGGAAGAGGAAGAAGGAGGAGGUUUACUCGUUGAAUUAGAUGAUAGACCAACCAGUGAGAAAGAUAAAGUUUUUUUUGAGAGAGGAAUAUUCAAUGAAGAUGAAUGGGAAGAUGACGAUGAUGUAGCUGCCAUGGCCAUUGAUGCUAGGAAAUUGAGGCAACAGGAAAGAAAAGCCGAAAAGAAAGCCUUAAAAGACGCGAAAAAGAAGGACAAAAAAAUGACCAAGGAAAUGAUCAAGGAAAUGACCACAUCAACAGGAACCAAGGGUAAAAAAAGAGUUCGAUUCGCUGAAGAUUCAGAUGAAGAGGCCAUUGAUGGUGGCGAAAGUGACGAUGAAAGUGAAGAGGAUCUUUUAGAUAAAGCAGAAAAAACACCAACACUGGAUGAAAGAUGUAAAUCGAAUGUUAAAUUGUCUCCUGAAGAAUUAGCUCUUGGCUCUGUUAUGAUAACUUCGGCCAAAACAAGAAGAGAAAUUAUUGACCAAGCAUGGAAUCGUUACAUGAAUGCUGACCACGAUUUUGUACCUUCUUGGUUCAAGAAAGAUGAAGAUAUUUUCUUCCAUAAACCAUUACCCGUUCCAGAAGCGACUGUUCGAGAAUUUAAAAAGAAACUUAAACAGAUAAACGCUCGACCCAUCAAGAAAGUGGCCGAAGCGAAUGCUCGUAAACGUAAACGGGCCCAAAGAAAAAUGGAAAGAGCUCGUAAAAAGGCUGAAGCCUUAACCGAUAUUCCUGAUAUGAGUGAGAAGGAAAAAAUGGCAACAAUAAGGAAUUUGUACAAAAAAGCGAUGAAAGGAGAAAAGAAAAAAGAACUGACCUAUGUUGUCGCCAAAAAGGGAAGGAUCAACAAACGACCUGCAGGUUUAAAGGGAAGAUACAAAUUGGUCGAUAGUCGAUUAAAAAAGGAUAAACUGAAUAAAAAACGCGAAGCGAAGGCCAAAGGUAAAGGUAAACCUCGAAGUAAAGUAGGAUCAAAAUCAAAAGGAUCUUCAAAGAAACGAUAAAAACAAUAACAUGACUUUAUGAGGGAAAUCUGGUUAACACCUUACCAACCUUGGUCUCAAGUGAUGAAACGGAAAACGGAAGUAAAUUUGAUGAGGAUGCUAAUGUUAAAAACUUUGAUGAACUGGGCGAUGAUCUUGAUGAUCCUAUUUUAUCAAUUCUACGAAGUAACAAUCAACUGAUUACAACCAAUCUCAUCGUUAAAGAUAACAAACAUCCUAACGGAUUUGUACCACCUUAUAUGAGCUACGUACCUGGAAUAUUUGUUUCAGAUGAUUAACAACAAUUAACAACAACAAAAUCCUAUCAAGUUAAUCAUUUACUACGUUUUUUGUAUCUCUCUCAAAUCGGACAACAAACUCUUGGGCCUCAAAAGCAACUUUCCUUUAAUUGAAAUGAUUUAAAUUUUAAUUGUCACCGUUUUUUUUUCUGUGUCUCAUGCAAUCAACUAAAUCAUAAUUUUCAUCACCUUCGAUAUGAUUAAGAUUGGAUCUAAAUUGAUCUGAAAAAAAUGAUGAAAAUCUUUUCCAAUGUUGUGUAUUUAUAUAAAUAUUGUUAAUCUUUCUCUCUCUUUUUUUCUGAUCAUAACAAUUAACUAAAUUGUUAACACCAAUAAUAAAUAAUUUAAUAAAGUGAUAUCCAAUUUCAAA
Messenger RNA from Panonychus citri (citrus red mite), 3253 nucleotides. Its product is annotated as pre-rRNA 2'-O-ribose RNA methyltransferase FTSJ3-like. NCBI's taxonomy places the organism in Eukaryota, Metazoa, Arthropoda, Arachnida, Trombidiformes, Tetranychidae. The record is from RefSeq and is a predicted model, not a curated record. Gene Ontology annotation, molecular function: rRNA (uridine-2'-O-ribose)-methyltransferase activity; rRNA (guanine) methyltransferase activity. Bases 107 to 2605 code for a protein of 832 amino acids. Gene Ontology annotation, cellular component: preribosome, large subunit precursor; nucleus; nucleolus. Gene Ontology annotation, biological process: maturation of 5.8S rRNA from tricistronic rRNA transcript (SSU-rRNA, 5.8S rRNA, LSU-rRNA); maturation of LSU-rRNA from tricistronic rRNA transcript (SSU-rRNA, 5.8S rRNA, LSU-rRNA); rRNA methylation. The transcript is spliced from 6 exons.